CACAGACACGGCGCUAAGGACCCCGUCAGUCUUAUUUAGUUCAUCACAUCACGUUUAACCUGGAUGGUUAACAGACAGAAACACAGAAUAGGGUCAAAAUGGCAGAGGUAAAGGUGAAGAAGGAGACGAACCUUUCAGAACCUGCGGAGAUAGAGAACAGAAUCAAAGAGCUGUGUCAGCAGUUUCCCCAGGGAAUCACGGACCAGGUGAUCCAGAAUGACAUGCCUCACCUGGAGCCUCAGCAGAGAGCCUUGGCCAUCAACAAGCUGCUGUCUCUGGGUCAGUUGGACCUACUGAGGAACAGCACUGGUCUCCUGUACCGGAUGAAGGACACUCAGGGAGCCAGUAAGAUGAAAGGUUCUGACAACCAAGAGAAGCUGGUCUACCAGAUCAUUGAGGAUGCAGGGAACAAAGGAAUCUGGAGCAGAGACAUCCGCUUCAAGAGCAACCUUCCUCUGACUGAGAUCAACAAGAUUCUGAAGAACCUGGAGAGCAAAAAGCUCAUCAAAGCUGUCAAGUCUGUGGCUGCGUCCAAGAAGAAGGUGUACAUGCUCUACAACCUGCAGCCUGACCGCUCAGUGACCGGUGGUGCCUGGUACAGCGACCAGGACUUUGAGUCCGAGUUUGUGGAGGUUCUGAACCAACAAUGCUUCAAGUUCCUGCAGAGUAAGGCGGAGGCAGCAAAGGACGGCAAGCAGAGUCCCAUGGUCCAGAGGAACAGUUCCUUUGCCACCUCCCACGAGGUUUGGAAGUACAUCUGUGAGCUUGGAAUCAGCAAGGUGGACCUUUCCAUGGACGACAUCGAGACCAUCCUGAACACGCUGAUCUAUGACGGGAAGGUGGAGAUGACUGUGAUCGCAGCGAAGGAAGGGACGGUGGGCAGCGUGGACGGACAGAUGAAGCUCUACCGGGGCGUCAACGCCAUCCUGCCCCCCACCGGCCUCGUCAAGACGCCCUGCGGACUCUGCCCGGUGUUCCACGACUGCCACGAAGGAGGAGAGAUCUCCCCGUCGAGCUGCAUUUACAUCAGCGAGUGGCUGGACUUCUGAUGACUGCUGGGGGCGGGGCUUGUGGAGAGAGAUGGGUGGGGGGAUGGGAGAUUCCAGACUUUUGGAUCACACCCAGAAUGAGCAAGAUCUGUGGGUUCUGGGUUCCGCUUAGUGCUGCUGAGGGAUCUUCCGGGUUCCUGCGGUGAAACGGAGCAGAGUUUCUGCAGGAACAGCCUGAACGUCAGAGAUCAGCUGAGUGUUUCCCUGAUGGGCCGUCUGCAGACUGAACAGCAGAUCGAUGCGCUGCUUCCAUCUCAGCUCCCAGUUUUCCAUCAGAGCCCGUCCCGGACCUCCAUCAGGCUCUAAUGGACUGUGUGCUGACGGUCAGCGGGGAUCAUCUUACACAACAUCAUGUUUCUGUAUCGACCCGACAGGAAGUCACUCAUCAAACAGAGCUUCAUCACUGAGGGAGAAAAACAAGCAGAAAUCUACAGAACAUGCUAUGAAGGCUUUGGAACCAGACAAACCAGUUAGUACUGGGUGUUCAGACUCCAGUUUCUAGUUCUGUUGGGUCCAAACAAAAUUCUCCCAGAGAACAAAACCAGAAUUUUAGUUUGUUUGCUUUGAAUAAAACUGUAAAAACCUGCAAGUUUUUGGGUCGUGUUCUAACAGCGGCCCAGACUGGUUCUGUUCCGAUGACUGAAGUCCAUUCAAUAAAAAUAU
This is a messenger RNA of Cyprinodon variegatus (sheepshead minnow), 1712 nucleotides long. It is a transcript of the gene polr3f, whose product is annotated as polymerase (RNA) III (DNA directed) polypeptide F, 39 kDa. The coding region runs from base 99 to 1049 and encodes 316 amino acids. Lineage: Eukaryota; Metazoa; Chordata; Actinopteri; Cyprinodontiformes; Cyprinodontidae. Gene Ontology annotation, cellular component: RNA polymerase III complex. Gene Ontology annotation, biological process: transcription by RNA polymerase III. The record is from RefSeq and is a predicted model, not a curated record. The transcript has 9 exons.